Cajanus cajan (pigeon pea) is the source of this 1868-nucleotide messenger RNA. RefSeq names its product AT-hook motif nuclear-localized protein 7. Gene Ontology annotation, molecular function: minor groove of adenine-thymine-rich DNA binding. NCBI's taxonomy places the organism in Eukaryota, Viridiplantae, Streptophyta, Magnoliopsida, Fabales, Fabaceae. The record is from RefSeq and is a predicted model, not a curated record.
UGGAAAACCCUAAAUUCACAUACCACUCUGGAGAAUUUAUGAACUGGAGUUUGUAUUUUUCUCUGUAAUUGUAGAUUUUUUUUUUCUCAAAAUUUUUUGUUAAUUUCAAAGCUUUCUGUGUUCUCUGCAAUGGUGCAGAUUUGAGCUUGCAGCACUGCGAUUUUCUCGGAGGAAGCUCAAUCUGCUUUAAUUUCAUUUCUGGGUUCUCAUCUUUUCCCCAUUUCAUACAAAAAAAUUUGUGGUUUUGAAGUUUCCUGUGAGAUUGUAAAUUUUUCCGGCACCCAAAUCUGUUUUCUCUUGAAUAAAGUUAGCAUUUACCCCCAUUAAAAAAUUUCAAUUCUUUUUGGAAUUUUUUUGGGUGAUUGGGUGCGGAAGAGUUUGAUACUUCAAUGGGUAGGGUUUAAGUAAAGUUUUUUGAGGUUUUGGGGUAUCUUAGUUUGUCUUUGAUUUGCAUAAAAAUGGAGGGAAGAGAGAAUUUUGGUGUUGUGGUGGGUGAUGAAGCCCCAGAGAGCUUCCAUGUGGCUCCUAGAAUUGAGAACAACUUGGACUUUUCAAGGGCCACCGUGCCGGUGCCGGCGCCGGCGCUGGGGACGGAGGUGAAAAAGAAGAGAGGGAGGCCUAGGAAGUAUGGGCCGGACGGCAAGGUGGUUGCGGGGGCGGUGACGGCGCUUUCUCCGAUGCCGAUUUCGUCGUCGAUUCCGUUGACCGGCGAGUUCUCCGCUUGGAAGAGGGGUAGAGGGAGGCCUAUUGAAUCUAUCAAGAAGUCUUCGUUUAAGUUUGACGUUGAAAGCCCUGGAACAGGUGAGGGAAUCGCAUACUCAGUUGGUGCCAAUUUCACACCACACGUGCUCACAGUAAAUGCUGGCGAGGACGUCACUAUGAAGAUCAUGUCCUUCUCUCAACAAGGAUCACGCGCUAUAUGCAUUUUGUCUGCAACUGGGACAAUUUCAAAUGUUACACUUCGUCAACCGUCUUCUUGUGGUGGUACUUUAACGUAUGAGGGACGGUUUGAGAUUCUUUCCUUGUCUGGUUCCUUUAUGCCAACUGAGAAUGGAGUUACAAGAAGCAGAUCUGGUGGGAUGAGCGUCUCUUUGGCUGGUCCAGAUGGUCGAGUAAUGGGGGGUGGACUUGCUGGUUUGUUGGUAGCUGCUGGUCCAGUGCAGGUUGUGGUGGCUAGUUUUCUCCCUGGUCAUCAGUUGGAGCAUAAAUCCAAGAAGCAAAGGGUGGAGCAUAUAUCAACUAUUACCCCUACACCUGUUAAUCUUAUCUCUGGUGAGGAAGUUAAAGUCAGUUUUGGUGGAGUAAAGCCUAUUAUGACACCUGCUGCUUUUCAAGAAGAGAAUAUUGCUUCUUUUAACAAUGGUCAAGACUCUAGGAACUCAUCUGCUGAUGAUAGAGAGCCGUUACCUGAAAAGGAGUCUAACCAAAGUCAAUCAAAUGCUGAGGCUGCACGCUAAACAUAUCCCUGUGAAUUAUUUGAUAUUAUGCAGAGUCAACCUCAUUUAGGCUCUCACUCAUGCUUGACUGACAGCUGACAAUUAACUUACUAAGACAACUCUGAUGGUCAGAUGAGUGUCACACAAAGAAGGUUUUGACUCAAAAGUUGCACUCUUUUGGUACUAGGUGUUAGUUGGCAACUCUGUUUGUUAGGUUUUCCACGUGUCCUUUCUUCAGAUGUAUCUUUAGUAUUGUUUACUCAUUGUUGUAGCAAUUAGAUAUAGGAUAUAUGUUGUGCCAUUUCCCCCCUUAUUUAUUAUGUUCUAUAUGGAUGUUAAAAAUGUGAGUGGAUGUGAGUGUUUCUGAAUUGUAACUCAAUAUUAUUUGUUGUUAAAGAAAUUGCAUAUCAGUCUCCUAGGCCUUACCUUUUA